AUGCUGAAUCCUUUUGGAUUGGACGAAGACGACUUUGAGAUAGACAUGUUGAUAGAGAGAAAUUUACAGCUGUUAGGAAAAUACAAAUGGGAAGAAUGUCAUCAUGUUGGAGCUUUUCAGAUUGCUUACUCCUAUGUGGAAAGUAUGUACGAACGACUUCCGCCAUUAGUUCAUGUGGAUGUUGCAGCUCUACCUCACACCAAAGCAUCAGCAGCUUUAUACAAGCAAGCAAAUCCGAUGGUUGGUUCGGUUGCUAACGUGAAUGUGCCCAGUGAAGAGCAACAAGUUAUUAGUAAGGAAGAUGUGGAGAUGAUCAGGAAGCUCGUGGGUCCUCGAUUUGGACGUCGUUUCGAUUACCCAGAAAGUCAAGGACAAGCGAGUGAUGUCAACAAAAUUCAAAACUCUCCACAGAGUGAGAAGGAAAGCGAUUCAAAGGUCACAUCGCAGGGACAGGCACAGGAACAGGGACAAGGACAGGGACAAGGACAGGGACAGGGACAAGUACAGGCGAGUUGGGCAGUUUUUGUUAGUUAA
Haemonchus placei is the source of this 534-nucleotide messenger RNA. NCBI's taxonomy places the organism in Eukaryota, Metazoa, Nematoda, Chromadorea, Rhabditida, Trichostrongylidae. The record is from the annotation of a GenBank genome assembly.